AUGCCCCGAAGGAAACAGCACGCUCCGCAACGUAUGAAAUGGGAGGACGGAGUCGAAGGCUCAGGGCCUGGCGCGGACCUCCAGGGGGAGGAGGGCGAUUGCGCGGAGGAUGACGGGCCAAUUAGUCCUAGCGAGAGGGGUUGCACGGCUGCAGCCAAAGAGGAAGAAGAUGGGGACGCGACCGACGAGGAGGACGAGGAGGACGCAUCGCCGGCCACGCCGCUACCUUCCGCAACCGCGAGACUGAAUCCAACGAUUUCGAGGGACACUGGACCGCCGGACAGAGAGCCAAUGAGUCCACGUUGUCCCUCGAGAGACUCUCGGGAAUCGUCCGGGCCGGCGACCGGAAGUCCGCCGCCGCCACCGACGAGGAGCACCGCGAGCCCGGUCAGUCCGAGCGGGAUCGUGCCUCUACCGCUCGGCAGCCAUCCGCUCUUACCAUCCCAUUCCGCGGCAAUGAUGGCCGCCUAUCUCCAACAGACCCACCAGAGACUGCUUCUCGGCCACUCGCCGCUCUCCCGCGGCUCCGUGUCGCCGUUGGUCUCGUCCUCGUGCUCGCCACCGGCUGCCACUCCGGGGCUGCUGGUCUCGCCGAGCAGCGUCGGCGAGGUGUCACCCUCGGCCACCCCUUUACCCGCCGUCCUCGACUUCAGCACGAGGAAAGCCUCCUCGACGGAGGACGACGAGGACGAGCAGAUACUGAACCUGAGCAAGCCACCGACGCCCUCCUCCUCCACCGAGACGAACAACGGCCCGUUGGAUCUGUCUGUGUCGAGCAGAAAACGGCCAGGUCCGGAGGAUUCGCCGCCGGUCGCGGCUGCGGCCACUAGUCAGCAGCAACUCUCGCCGAAGAGCACCGCCGGCGUGGUCGAGCAUCAUCAGCAGCUCUGGAACGGCAAGAUGAAGCCACCGUCCGCUUUAGACAAGCCCUAUCAGCCGAGCGAGGCGACCAAAGCGCUCGAGAAGAUGAGCGAGCUGAGCAAAUUAGGCGGCGAGGAUCUGUUCAGGUCGAGUUCCGUCGGAGCGAGUGGCGGUGCCGGUGGAGCCGCGGCCGCAGCUGCCGCCGCCGCUGCCGCAGCGGCUGCCGUUGCCGGGAACGCCAGCGGCGGUUCCACCUCCGGAAGCAGACACAGCGCCUGGCAGUCCCAUUGGUUGAACAAAGGCGCCGAUCAGGCCAAAGACGUGCUCAAGUGCGUCUGGUGCAAGCAAAGCUUUCCAACGCUGGCCGCGAUGACCACGCACAUGAAGGAAGCGAAACACUGCGGCGUGAACAUGCCCGUGCCGGCUGCCGCGUCCGCGCUCCAUCCCCAACAGCCGAGCGUGCCUAGCAUCGUGACGCCUCAACAGCCGCACCAGCAGCUGCCGAACACCGGCUCGGGCAGCAGCGCCGGCUCCGCAGGCGGAGGGGGUGGUUCCGCGACGCCGAGCAGCAAGCAGAGUCCAUCCGAGCUGAAUUUGCUGAUCAAGGAGACGAUGCCGUUGCCGAGGAAGCUGGUCCGCGGGCAAGACGUCUGGCUGGGAAAGGGGGCCGAGCAGACCCGACAGAUUCUCAAGUGCAUGUGGUGCGGCCAGAGCUUCCGCUCUCUCGCCGAGAUGACCUCGCACAUGCAGCAGACGCAACACUACACCAACAUCAUCUCGCAGGAGCAGAUCAUCUCGUGGAAGUCGUCGGACGAGAGCAAAGGUGGCGGCGGUGGGAGCGGCGGCGGUGGUGCCGGGGCCGUGAGCGGCGGAGCCGGGGCUGGUGGAGCGGCGGUGACCGCCGGUGGCGCUUCCGGCACGCACACCGGAAACCCCACCGGUCCUGGUUCCGGUGCGACCAGCAGCCACGUGAGCGCCGUGCUGACCUGCAAGGUCUGCGACCAAGCGUUCAGCUCGCUCAAGGAACUGAGCAACCACAUGGUGAAAAACUCCCACUACAAGGAGCACAUUAUGCGCUCGAUCACCGAAACCGGAGGACGACGACGGCAGACGAGGGAGAAGCGCAAAAAGUCGUUGCCCGUGAGAAAGCUGCUGGAGCUGGAGCGAGCGCAGAACGAGUUCAAGAACGGCGACGCUGCCACCGGGCUGAGCCACGCUCUCGGGAAACACGCAGGCAGGAUAACCUGCGAGAAGUGCGGCGAGAAGAUCGAGACGACCAUCUUCGUCGAUCACAUACGCCAGUGCAUCGGCGCGGGUACCGUGGGCGUGAAUCAACGGAACUUCCUCAAGAACGCGUUGAUGUCGAAUCACCUGCCCGCCACGUUACCGCCCACCGAGAGCGGCCGCAAGAGCGUGACGGAGGACGGCUCCUCGGUGUCCUCGAGGCACCAUCGGUCACCCUCGUCGGCCAGCGACGCGACCACCCCUGGCAAAGACACGCCGACUCCGAGCACCGGCGAGACCACCGGUGGCGGCGGCAGCUCGUCCCCGUCGGUCUUGAACGCCAUCGAGAAGCUGAUCGAGAAGAGCUUCGACUCUCGCGUCAGGCACGGCACACCCGGUCUGCAUCACGCCCAACCCGGUGCCCCGAUGGGCACGAGUAUCUUGAAGCGGUUAGGCAUCGACGAGAGCGUCGACUACACGAAACCGUUGGUCGACCCGCAAACGAUGAAUCUGUUACGGUCCUAUCAGCAGCAUCAGCAUCAGCAUCAGCAUCAGCAUCAGCAACAGCAGCAACAGCAGCAACAGCACUACACCACGAGCGCGGCGGCAAGGCGGGAACGAAGCGGCAGCGAGUCGAGCUCCGUCUCGGAAAGGGGUAGCGCCGGACGAACCGAUGCGAUGACGCCCGAGAGGCGCGUAGAUCUCUCCUCGGUGGGCCACUCGGACACCAGGCAUUCCCAUCAUCAUCAUCAUCAUCAUCGUCGCGUCACGCCGGACAAACAGGUCGGACCGGCGAGCAUGCCCUCCACUCGUCACCAUCCCUCGCCCACGGAAGAGUCCGGGGACGAGGAGACGUCCGCUUCAGGCGCGGUGAGCGCGGCGGGCGUGGUCGUGAAGAAGGAGCCCCGAGACGAGGAGUCGCCGGAGGAACGAAUCGGCAACGAGGAGGAGCAACAGUCGCAGUCGAAUCGCGAGGUUUUCGUCAAGAAGGAGAUCGUGGAGGACUGCAGGGAGGAGGAGGAGCAGCAGCAGCAGCAGCAGCAGCAGCAGCAAGGUUCGUUCAACCAUCGGCGGAGCAGCUUGCACGAAGGAUCGGAGGAGGGCCGGGAGGUGUUGUCACCUCGCAUGAACCCACCGACUCCGAGGUCCAGUGGACAACCGGAGCAACUGGCUCGCAGCCCUUGCAGAAACAGCACCAGCAGUCCGACGAGCAGCGACAGGUCGGUGACGCCCCGCGGAACCCCGGACACCAAGGGCUCGAGCAGCCUCGGAGCGCUCUCCUCGAUCGCGAGAAGGAGCGGCACGAGAGGCGAAGAGGAGGAGGAGGAGGAGGAGGAGGAGGAGGAGACGUAG
This is a messenger RNA of Habropoda laboriosa, 3438 nucleotides long. It is a transcript of the gene tio, whose product is annotated as protein tiptop. Bases 1 to 3438 code for a protein of 1145 amino acids. Gene Ontology annotation, cellular component: nucleus. NCBI's taxonomy places the organism in Eukaryota, Metazoa, Arthropoda, Insecta, Hymenoptera, Apidae. The transcript has 5 exons. Gene Ontology annotation, biological process: regulation of transcription by RNA polymerase II. Gene Ontology annotation, molecular function: DNA binding; DNA-binding transcription factor activity, RNA polymerase II-specific. The record is from RefSeq and is a predicted model, not a curated record.